UCCCCGAAAUCAAGAGCCCAUUCAAAGAUUUCGCCAUCCCACCGCUAGCCCUAGCCGUAAUCCCUCAUUUCUACUUUACCGCCAUUAAAAUUCUCCCUUCAAAGCUUCGAUUCUUCGGUUGUUCCAAUCCAAAGCUUUUUCUCCAUUCAAGGUCAAUCACAUGGACUUUGCCAGCUGCUCCCUUCGACAUUCUGUCACCGGACCUAUUUCAACUACAAUUACGACCACUGCUCCAAUCACAAUCGUCGCCAUCAUCACUCUGUAAACUUCUCCGGCGAUCUUCCUUUUCCGGUAUCGAAUCCGGCAAUCUGGUUGGUUCGUGAAGAUACUUCGUUAUCUGUGGAAGUUUUUGUUUUCGGUUGGCUGUUCCAGAUGACAACUGUUGAAGGCUACGGCGCGUGCUUGCGGGAGCAAGCUCUUCAGUUUCCGCGUCCCAAUUGCAAGGAUAGAUGCCCGAGACAAUGUACCAAGAGGACUGUCAGAUGGAGGUCUCCACGAGCUGCCAUCCUACCCGAUUUACAUCUUCCAAUGCGCAGUUUGGAAGUCAAGAACAGGACAUCAACAGAUGAUAUCAAGUCUCUUAGACUUAUAACUGCCUGUAAAACACCGUAUCUUCCCGAUGGUAGGUUCGAUCUAGAAGCUUAUGAUGCCUUGCUGAAUCGGCAGAUUGAAAAUGGCGUUGAAGGUGUGAUUGUGGGUGGCACAACUGGUGAAGGUCAGUUGAUGAGCUGGCAUGAACACAUAAUGCUUAUUGGUCACACUGUCAACUGUUUUGGUGGAUCAAUCAAGGUAAUAGGCAACACUGGAAGUAACUCUACAAGAGAAGCAAUUCAUGCUUCUGAGCAGGGAUUUGCAGUUGGAAUGCAUGCUGCUCUUCAUAUAAAUCCUUAUUAUGGCAAAACCUCCACUGAAGGAAUGAUCUCACACUUCAAUUGUGUGCUUUCUAUGGGCCCGUCGAUUAUAUACAACGUACCAUCGCGAACUGGCCAAGAUAUUCCCCCACAUAUCAUUCAAGCUGUUUCUCAAAGCGACAAUCUUGCAGGUGUGAAGGAAUGUGUCGGGAAUGAUCGUGUCGAGCAGUAUACCAACCAAGGAAUUGUGGUUUGGAGUGGAAACGACGAUCAGUGUCACGAUGCUAGGUGGAAUCAUGGAGCAACUGGAGUUAUUUCUGUAACUAGCAACUUGGUGCCGGGUUUAAUGAGAGAGCUUAUGUUUGGAGGGAAGAAUCCUUCCCUUAACGCAAAACUAUUGUCUUUGAUGGACUGGCUGUUCUUCGAACCCAACCCGAUUGGUUUAAACACAGCUCUCGCUCAACUCGGGGUCGUGAGGCCUGUGUUUAGGCUACCCUAUGUACCUCUUCCAAAAGCAAAGAGGGAGGAGUUUGUGAAAUUGGUCAAGCAAAUUGGGCGCGAGAAUUUCAUCGGGGAAAGAGACGUACAGGUUCUCGAUGACGAUGAUUUCAUUUUGGUUAGUCGAUACUAAUGAUGUGGAUCCUUGCCAAGAGUUGUCGAGGCCUACAAGCUGCGUUGCUUGUUCGGGUUAUUCAGGUCUAUUCCAUGCCCUUAACUCUUAAAAUUUUCUUGUUCCUUGUCUGUCUCUAGUAAUUGGUAUAGUAAAAGGCUGUUAUGAGUGUUGAAUUUGUAGUCAUAAUAAUGAUAUCAUCAUGAAUAAAUGGACGUGUUUAAGAAGUCUUCAAGUCGUUUCUUGGCGUCUACUAAUAGUGUGUUCAUUUUAUUAUAUAAGGGGAUGUGCCUGUUGGUUGUUGGC
Messenger RNA from Cucurbita maxima (winter squash), 1767 nucleotides. RefSeq names its product 4-hydroxy-tetrahydrodipicolinate synthase, chloroplastic-like. Gene Ontology annotation, molecular function: 4-hydroxy-tetrahydrodipicolinate synthase activity. The transcript is spliced from 3 exons. Bases 373 to 1482 code for a protein of 369 amino acids. Lineage: Eukaryota; Viridiplantae; Streptophyta; Magnoliopsida; Cucurbitales; Cucurbitaceae. The record is from RefSeq and is a predicted model, not a curated record.